Molecule: messenger RNA, 1806 nt
Organism: Coccomyxa subellipsoidea C-169
Lineage: Eukaryota; Viridiplantae; Chlorophyta; Trebouxiophyceae; Coccomyxaceae
Product: DUF814-domain-containing protein
Exons: 8
Coding region: 252-908 (218 amino acids)
Source: RefSeq, a predicted model, not a curated record
GCGGUAUUAAAAAUUACAAGAGAAGGAUGUACAAAAAGAAUUAUUAUUACGCGGCUGACAGUAUUUAGUGUUCCUCAGAUCGUAUUGUUUUGAGAUUUGGUGGUACAGGCUAGGCGUAAGCUUUUUCUCGGCAAUCAUUGAUCCUUCAAGGAGUAUUAUAAAAUUCAGCUGCAAAUUAAGCCAAUGUGACCGCGAAAACCUCAAGAGGGCAGAUGCUUUAAAGGAUAAACUGAAGCUAGUAAGGGGGGACGAUGGUGUUCUACUUCCAUCCGUGUGGCUUUGAUGCUGUUAAAAAGGAUUAUCUCAUCUACAUGGGGAAAGAUAAAUUUGAGAAUGAAGACCUCAUCCGCUACAGCAUACCCUUGGAUGUUUGGUUUCACGUGGACGACCUUUCAUCUGCGCAUGUGUACCUACGCCUGCCCCCUGGCAAAUCCUUUGAGGACAUUCCUUCAGAUACGCUGGAGGACUGCUGUCAGCUUGUGAAGGCCAAUUCAAUCCAAGGCAACAAGCUGGACAAUGUAGGCAUCGUCUGGACACCUGUCAGCAAUUUAAAGAAGACUGCCAGCAUGGAAGUUGGCCAGGUGGGCUUCAAGGACAUAAAACUUAUAAAGAAGACAAAGGUGGAGUCUCGGGUCAAUGCCAUCGUGAACAGGCUCAAUGCUACAAAGCGGGAGGAGUACCCGGACUUGGCUGCCGAGCGAGAGGCAUAUGAGAAAGAGGUGCGGCUGCAGAGGAAGGGAGAGAUUCAGGCUCAGAAGCGCAGCGAAAAGGCAGCAAAAGAAGCUGCUGUGCGAGAAGCGGAGAUGCGAUCGUACAAGCAUGUCAUGAAGGAAGAGAACAUGAUGACCAGUAAAGAAGUCAGCCAGAAGUAUUCUUCAUUCCAAGAUUAUGAGGAGGACUUCAUGUGACCUCUUGACAUCAGCACAAUAUUGUUUUCUUUUACUUCAACUGAGAAUCAGGAAAUGUCUGCAUAACUACUGGAAUCACUGAUAGGUGGCAAAAGCCCCAUGCCUCUUGUAGCAUACGUGUGAGCAUUGCCAAUGGAUGUGCCUUAAAUGAACGCCAUCUUCUGCAUGGUCUGACAAUACUUCGUGGGUAGGAAACCCAGUAAAGGUUGUUCAAAGUAAUUAGGCUGAGCCAGACAGCGAGCUGCAGACUUUAAGAAUGGUUUCAUUCUCAGCAUGAUCACCAAAACGCUCCUCUGCAUAAGCAUAGGCAACACCACCAUCACCUUUGUUGACUACCAGGAGCCCUCCCAUUGUGAGGCCAUCCCCCUUCAGGUUGCUGUCCUCGAUUUUAUGGACCUCCUUGGCAGCCUUAGCGUGCUUCCAGAUGACGCUGAAUGGGUUGAGGAACCAUAGCAAGCUUCCUUUCCUCAGUUUCCCAUUGCCAAGGGCCUUGUAGAGCGUUUUUUCUGUAUCCAGGUACAGCUCUCCAGGCCAAUAUUCUGGCCAGAAGGCCUUUAUCUCGGCAGGGAGUCCCUCGUGCACCACACAGACAGUCCUGACACCAAGCUUGUCCAGGUCAGGCUUGAGGGCCCAGAGCGACUUGGCUUCUGCCCUGCACAAGAUGCAGCCCGGCCUGCGAAGGACAAGGAUAAGAGCAGGCUGAUCCUUCCACAAAUCCUCUGACUGAAGCGUCUCUGGUGAUGCCUCUCCCCCGAAUUUCUUAAGGAUACCUCCGGUGACAAGAUCUAGGGGUGGAGGAGUGAUGCUUGCCAUAAGGUUAAAGGGCAACAGAUGUUGCAAGACAGGCAAUAUUGUAGUCUAUUACAGUAUAUUCUGACUUUUCAUCGUCCUGUGUCCU